Messenger RNA from Trichoderma reesei QM6a, 582 nucleotides. RefSeq lists its product as uncharacterized. The coding region runs from base 1 to 582 and encodes 193 amino acids. The record is from RefSeq and is a predicted model, not a curated record. The transcript is spliced from 2 exons. NCBI's taxonomy places the organism in Eukaryota, Fungi, Ascomycota, Sordariomycetes, Hypocreales, Hypocreaceae.
AUGUCCAACUACGAAGAAAUCUCUCGCCAGGCUGAGGCCGACCUCAACACUUACCAGGCCAAGACCGGCGCUGCCCGUCCUUCAGCAAACAAUGACGCCGGCGUCGACACCAACGUGGAGAAGAAGUUUGAGUCUGCCAACGUUGCGUACGGGGACGACUUGAGCACAAACAGGGGCUACAACAAGCGUAUCCCUCCUGGUGAAGGAGGAGACCUCGAUGCUCGUGGAAGACAAGCUAGAGGCCAUCUGUACGAAGGCCAAGGAGGUCCCGAAGACAAGAUUGCCGAGUCAUACGCCCAACAGCCCGGCCAAAACGACCGCGACGUCGUCAAUGCCCGCAUGUCCGAGACGCAGGGCCUCAACAGCAACGACAUUCUCACGCAGGGACAGGCCGCGUCGAGGGCAAACGUCGGAAAGAACCCGCCGGGCCCGGGAGGCUCGCAGUACAAGGGCAGCGAUUAUUAUGCGCCUGAGAGCGUGCCGGACAGCAUCUCGGCCGAGGGCUGGGUUGCGCCUGAGAGCGUGACGCAGGCGAGUCGGGAGACGGAGGGGUAUACGUCCAACAUUCACCGGGAUGAGUGA